UAACAGCAUCCAGGAGGCAGCGGCUGCACCCAGGACUCCUCUACUAGACCUGAGAGAAGAGGCAGCGGCUGCACACAGGACUCCUCUACUAGACCUGAGAGAAGAGGCUGCGGCUGCACAGAGGACUCCUCCACUAGACCUGAGAGAAGAGGCAGCGGCUGCACACCGGACUCCUCCACUAGACCUGAGAGAAGAGGCAGCGGCUGCACACCGGACUCCUCCACUAGACCUGAGAGAAGAGGCAGCGGCUGCACCCAGGACUCCUCUACCAGACCUGAGAGAAGAGGCAGCGGCUGCACACCGGACUCCUCAGCCAUGUCCCCGCCAGACAUCUGCGCCUUCUGCAAAGUGUCAGAAGAGAAUGAAAUUACAGGAGAGAUGCAGAGAACUCGGAAUGGGAAGAUAGUGGCGCACUACAACUGCAUGUUGUAUUCCCCUCGGGUCUUGUCGAUAGAGUCAGAAGAGGAUGAAGAAGAAUUUAAGUUUAAGAUUGAAUCUGUUCAAUCUGAAAUAAAGAGAGGGAAAAAACUGCGAUGUAACAUUUGUAAGAAAUCCAUAGCAACUGCCGGCUGUGACGUCAGCUCCUGCCGGAGAAGAUAUCACUAUCCAUGUGUACAAAAAGCUGACGGUUCUUCUGAUCCAAAUAGAUACGUUGUAUAUUGUAAAGACCAUAAAAGUAAGAAUACUGCUAAUGGCUCAAAGGACACGGAUGGAAAACCUAAAAAACGCACAUCGAGGUCAUCUGCCAACCAGCCUGUGAUCUGGGAAGACUGUCCUGAAGUGGGUGAUGGUUUCAAACAACGUAAAGUUAUUCGUACCUCCGGGAAAUUUAUUGGACAUGAAGACAUAUAUUAUAUGAGUCCGAAAGGAGAAACGUUCAGGAGCAAGAAAGAAUUACAAAGACAUAUGGACAAGUCUAUGGACCCAUCAUCAUCCAAGUCUAAAGACAGAAAAACACAAUCACCAGCUGAAAAGGGAGAAGGCAUGCAGACCAGGAGAAGGAUUUCACCUCCCCGUACUGCCUUAAAGGAUUCUCGAAAGUCAAAAACUCUUAUUCAUCAGAAUAAUGGAACAAGAGCAGGAGAUGCAGUGAUUGGACGUACAGAUGUCAAUGUCACUGAUGAAGCAACAGGUUCAAACACUUCUGAAAUAGAAAAAACCCCAGAGACAGAGCCCCGCCUGUAUGUACGUGUCAAUCUGCAAAGAUUACCUGCUGGAGAACAUUACACAAGUGAACCACCUGCUAGCCCUCAAGGAGCUCCUUCUACACAGUUGAAUGCUGUUCCACAGAUAUCCAGUCAGCAAUAUGAGGAUUCUAGAAGAUGCAGUUUAAGCAGUGACAAGGCUGUGUCUAAAAGAAAACAUCGGACCUCUGGAAACUGCAGUGAACCUUUACCUGACGAUUAUGAGGGCAUACUAUGUAGAGAUUGCCUUCAGGAGGAAUCAGUGAAAACUGUCGAGACCCAGCAGAAUUCUUGUCUGGAUCAAUGCCCAAUCAAUACUGGAUCAAUACAGAAAUUGACUGACCAGGGGAAGAGCCAUGAUGUUCCCCCGAGGAAGCGGCCAUACACCUUGCAAGAUCAAGAUGUAACAGAUCUUCCAGCUUCUAUAGAUAGUCUGGAUGAUUUGCAGGAGGAAGGAGAAGGUAAUGGUGGUAACUCGGAUGAUAUAUUUGGCUGGCAUGGAAUUGACACCCCAUCAGCAGGCAACACAUACUCACCUCAGGCAACACCUGAUCAGACCUCCGAACCAGCAACUUCCAGUAUGGUCCCAAUCAAUGCACAAGCAGGAACCUGUAAUUGCAACGAUGUUGACACUGCUCCUGGACCAAACAACAAUUCUCAAGUCCUGCAAAAUUUGAACAGGAGUGCACAUGUAGAUCCAGAAGAAAGCUUCCUACAAAGCCUAGUCCCAUAUCUUCACAAGAUCCCAAUCACAUGUCGGCUGAAGGUGAAAGGGGCCAUUAUUGCUAUGUUGCAGGCUGCAAUGUCUCAAAAUGACUCACAAAGCAUUUUUCAUGCAAUUAACCUGUGGCAACUGAAGAAUGAGGGCCCAGCAGAUGUUGGGGCUCCGUAACUAACACCUGUAAGUCCAGGGGCACCACAGUACCAACACAUGACUUAUGUGUUGUCCCAAUACAGCCAGAAUAGUAUAAAUACUUUAGGCAAGCAUAUUACAGCCAUUCUACCACAGGCCAUCAUAUCUGAGGCAAAUGACACACAUCUACAGCCAGGUUCACAUCACCGUUUAGCUUUCCGUUCUUCUGAUCCGUCAGAAGAAUAGAAAAAUAAAAAAAAGUAUCCUUAAGGCCUCGUUCACAUAUCCGUUUCUGUGAUCUGUCUGCCAGAUCCAGCACAAAUGCUGGAUGCUGGCAGGGCAAAAAAAAAAAAACGGUGCACGCAGUGUUUUUUGUCCGGCUGAAACCUGGCAUUUAUGACGGAUAUCGGCCGCAUCAGUGCCGGACUCCAUUGCAGUCAAUUGGGAUCCAGCGGUGAAGUAGAACAAUGGAACAGCCUGCCGGAUCUGAGAACUGAGAUAUGAACGAGUCUUAUUUUGAGCAUCAGUUGUGCUCAGUUACGAUUAGGUUGCACUUAAAAUAACUGAUCUGUCUUUUUUUGAGCAUCAGUUAUUAUCAGUUUGUGUCAGUUCUGUGAGAGCUUAGUUUUUUUGACAGUUGAAAAAGUACUGCAUGCUGGACUUUUUCUCCCAUCAAAAAUAGCUGAUCUCUGACAGAACUGAUGCAAACUGAUCAUAACUGAUGCUUAAAGAAACGAGAUCCGUGUUUUUUUCCCCGUUCUGACACAUCAGAAGAAUGGAAAGCUAAACGGUGAUGUGAAAACAACCUACCUUGGACAUCGGGGACCUGAGCCAGUGGUUUACAUCAAGAUGAUUGUCAGGAUAUUUGCCAGAUUGCGGCCAGAUCUCUGCUGGUCACCAUUAUAGUUAAUGGGGCCGGAAGGAGAUUUUUAAGCUUCCGGCAAUGCCAGAAUGCAGAGAGAUCUGGCAGGCUGUUCCCUGCUGUACAGCCUGCCGGAUUACUAGCGCUAUUCUGAAGCUAGCCUUAAUGUUUUUUUGUUUGCUUUUUAUAUUCAUUCCCGAUUCUCAGGAAAUGUAAAGAGAAUCUGACAGUACAUACCAGUUAAUGAAGCCAACCGACUUUGUACAUGUGCUCUUUCAUCCUGAAUACAGUUUUCUUUCUCCCAUCCUGAUCCAUGGUCCCGAUUUUGAGAACAGGGGACAUUUAUUAAAGGCUUUGUACACCUUUGGGGGCAAUUGUUAUUUUUUGCUCAUUUUUUCUGUUGGUCUUGAUUAAAAAUAUGGAGUCCGUUUCUCUGUACAGAGCUGAGAUGCUCUACUAGCAGGAUCUGAAUUUUCUCUCUGCUCUCAGACAGGGAGCUGAGGGGCGCCUCAUCUCUGCAAUGAGACCUUAUAAACACUCAUCAAAGCUCAAUCCUUAGGGAUGAGCAAACUUUUAAAGUUAGGGAUCGGCUAUAUGGUGGACCAUAACACAAUUCAAGAACAGAACGGAAACUGGAUGGAUCCAUUAUGCUGACCAUAGACUUUUAUUAUGACAGAAUGCAUAACAGAAUAUCUCUAAAGGCAUUCCGUCCUUGAAUUGCGUUAUGGUCUGUGGUAACGGAAUCCAUAACGCUUUCACCAUAUUCCUGAACUCGAACUUCAAAAACUGAAGUUCGCUCAUCCAUAUUUAUGACCACUUAGUAAUUUAGCGAUAAGGGUUAUUAGAUGACCGGCACAAAGUGAAAGUAGGAUGCCCACAGCUAGAAAAACAGUUAACCCUUUGUGACAGAACGGGUCAAUCAUUUUAAUAAAGACCAAUUGAAAAAAAUUAUUUUUAGCCCCAAAUGAGUAAAAAUUGUCCCCAAUGGUGUACAUAGUCUUUAAGCUAAUUAUGCCACUAUUAUAAAAAAAAAAAAAAAAAGUUGCACAUUAUGAUGCAUGCCACGAGUGCACCCUAAUUUCUUACUUUUUGAGCUUCUCUGCACUUUUCUGAAGUACGGCAAAAAGGGGUGGUGCUUCACACCACCCUUCGCAUUUACUAUAACUUUCGCCAAAAAGUGGCAGAAGCUAUAGCUGAAGUCUGUGCCAGCCUGUAGCUGGUGUAGACUUCAGUUUCUGGAUCACGGCAGGGCAGAGAUGCACCCGAUUUGUUAAGAGGUGUAUGCAUAGUCAAAAAUUAGGAUCAUUUCACACCAGUGCAGGGAGAUAAAGACUGGCAUAUGGAUACUCCAGUUUUGAUAAAUGUCCCUCAUGGUGUUUUUAUGUGCUAUUGAGCUCUUUGGUGCAAAAAGGGCUUUGCCGUUGCACCCAGAGGCUCUGGUCAUUCUCACUGCUGCCUGCGUUCCCAGAAUUUUGACUGACAGGUCCAGGCAGUGUAGAUGUAAUUGCAUCUGGCUCAGAAGUCACGUGACAUCGCGUUCAGCGUUGUGACAAUACAUUUCUGGAGAUCUCCGGGCAGAUCUCCAGCUCUGUACUGUGAAAAAACAUAAUCUUAUACAUUGAAAUUGUUAGCGCUUGUGAUAAGGACAAUAAUCAUAUAUAGCUUUUCUAAUAAUCAGUUGGCAAUAUUAUACUCUGUGCAAGUGUGUGAAUGUAACUUUAGCCUACUGAACACCUUCCUUAGGGCUCGUUCACACUACUGUUGGUGUCCCGUUCCCAUAUUGCGGAUCCGCAAUACACGGGCUCCGUUCCAUUGUCAUUCUGCAUUACGGAUGCGGACCUAUUCAUUUCAGUGGGUCUGCAAAUCCAGAGAUGCGGAACGGAAGCACGGAACUGAACACUACGGAAGCACUACGGAGUGCUUUAUGGAGUUCCGUUCCGUGC
This is a messenger RNA of Bufo gargarizans (Asiatic toad), 4842 nucleotides long. RefSeq lists its product as uncharacterized. Gene Ontology annotation, cellular component: nucleus. Bases 316 to 2076 code for a protein of 586 amino acids. The transcript has 13 exons. NCBI's taxonomy places the organism in Eukaryota, Metazoa, Chordata, Amphibia, Anura, Bufonidae. The record is from RefSeq and is a predicted model, not a curated record. Gene Ontology annotation, molecular function: DNA binding.